AUGGUAUCUCGGUGCAACGAAACCCUUGCUAUCUAUCCUGCAGAGUACCAAGAGCACACGACAUCAGCAAACGAGUCAACAGUACCAGCGGAUUCUACAUCCACCACUCAGGCGACCUUUGCAGUCAAUGAAUCCGCCUUCUGGGCCAUGGUUCGGCAGCAGGAGACGGAAUUCGAGGAGGCGCAGUCGAAGCACCUUCACGUAGAGCACAAAAUUACAGAAAAUCAUCCAAUGGAGAUUACGACGACAACGCCAGUAACAACGACACGACAGACACCAACCACAAUGGUUGAAUUUUGGACUUCAGAAGAAGCGGAAUUGACUGACACCACUUCUCUUCUUUCAACUGAUGCAAAGUUGGUUUCACUGAAGGGGUUACAAGGCCUUCUAGACCCCGGUUAUAAUAAGCAAAUUCGGAAAGAAACUAAGAUAGAGGGCUCAUGCUUCUCCAUUAUUUUAGAAAACUGCAGAGUCAUGCCACUCAUAACGACUUGCUCGGAAACCGAAAUGACUCAAGACUUCCUUUGGUACUAUGAUCAGAUCGAAAAACGCUGCCUAGUCACCUCCGACUGCAUUUUGAACGAGAAUCGCUUCGAAAGUGAGGCUGACUGCGAAUCGACGUGCCUGCCGAAAUCACCACUGCGGCGAUGCCUGGACCCCCCACAAGCUGGCUACGCGCAUUGCGGCUACGGCACCAACAAGCUGGGACCCACUACCACCAUUCAGAAGGCGUACUUCGACAAGGUCCUGGAACGAUGUUCGUGGUUUGUCUAUCUUGGAUGUGGCGGCAGUGACAACCAAUUUUCUUCUAUUGAAGAAUGCAACAAGACAUGCAUGUCCACUGAAGCACUUACCACAAUUCGGCAACACUCACAAGAAAUCUGCGAACUGCCCCACAUUUUAUCCGACGGACCGACAUGUGAGGAUCUGGGUCAGACGUCUUCCCGAUGGUACUACGACCCCAAGACGCAACUCUGCAAGGAAUUCGGUUAUUCGCAUUGUUCUGGAACGGCCAACAACUUCCUUUCCAAGUCAUCCUGUGAACUGUUUUGCGGGGCGAAAACACUCAGUCAAGAGCUCAUCUGUGAGCUGCCUCCAGAAGCAGGGGACUGUCCACUUCAGCAACCUCACAAAAUGUGGUACUACGAUAGUGGAAACGGAGACUGCCUUGCCUUUACUUACACCGGCUGUGGCGGCAACGAGAAUCGAUUUCCUUCGAAGGCAGCCUGUCGUGAGACCUGCAAGCCACAAGCUCAAGAACCUGAAGUGAAGUCUACCCCUGUCGAACCCGAAGAUGAAGAGCUCCUUGUGCCUGAGGAAGGGAUCAGUGUCGAGCCCUCGUCUGAGGAGAAAGGAGAGCACCAGGGGUCAGCUACUCCACGAAAACCUCUAACUGUGUUUCCACUGUUGAUUUAUGAUGUCACCAACUUCAGUCCACAGUCGGUUGAUAUUGAGCCAUGUAGGAAGCGACCUGAGCCAGGCCAAUGUGUUCCAAUUGAGUGCGAGAACAGAACUGAUUGUCAGACGAAGCGUCUUGUUCGGUGGUUCUUCAAUCCUCGCACGAGCAACUGCGAGAAUUUCCAGUACAGCGGAUGUGGUGGCAGCGCGAAUACCUUCGACUCCGCCCAGUCCUGUUCCAUUGCUUGCAAACAAAGAAUUAUGAGGCCCGAGCGAGACAAACGCUGUGACAACAACCCCAAACAAGAUGGAUGCUACAGCCUUCCACUGCCGCAACACAAGGAAGAGGUACUUCCCGAGCCUGAGGUUCUUUUCUACUUCAGCGUUGCCAGUGGCACCUGCAGAGCCUUCCACUUGAAACUUGACAAGGAGCAGUGCGGACGAGAGGCCUACUUUACCGAUGGCCAGGAAUGUCUCAAGGCAUGCGCCAAAUCCUCUCCAACCGAAAAGGACUUGCCGCACCGAUGCUUUGCCCGCAAGCUCAAUUCUGGAAAGAUAAAGUGCCCCAUUGAGCGACACAACAUCUCCCGUUGGUCAUACCUCCCUGACCUUCAGCAGUGUGUUCUCUUCUCGGAGUGCCACAGUCGCGAUGGACCCGCCUCAUCUGCGUGGGGAAACAACUUCGACACCAAAGAACUCUGCGAAACCACCUGCAUGCCCAAAGGGCUGAAAGACGUCUGUCGUUUGCCAAAAGACGCAGGCCCAUGCUCAGGGAGCCACGCACGGUACUACUACGACCCGGUGAAGGGCAAAUGUAGCCUCUUCAUGUACAGUGGUUGUCUGGGCAACGGGAAUCGCUUCAACACAAAGGCUGAAUGUGAGGAUGCCUGUGGGGCACUGAGUCAAGUUUACGAGACAGGCGAUUCCGUUACCACGACAAAGGUCGAGGUACUAGACCAGGUAGAGAAUGUUACACCUGUUCCUGCAGAGGUCUUUGAAGAAAUGCGACGCAUCAAGAUUAUGUACUCGGAAAGAUAUCCGUGGGAUUUCUGCCUACAACAUCACACCUAUGGAACCUGCCCACGACCCAGGCGUCUUCACGAUGGAAGUGCUGAUCACAGUGUUCAUUUGACGCGUUACUUUUUCAAUCGGAAGAGCAAAAAAUGUGAGCCCUACUUCUACACUGGCUGUGGAGCAAGAGGGAACCACUUCGAAACGAAGAUAGAAUGUGACCGCGUGUGUACUCGCAGGCUUCGUCGAUCAGUUGCUCCUGUCUGUGACGCAAGUAAGGUGGAGGAAUGUCCGGGAAGCGAGAUGAAGGUUUGGAUUUACGAGCAGGAGAUGGGGGCCUGUCGCCAAAUUGAAGCCUGUUCCAGCACCCAGGCCUCUUCCGCCUCCGCCUCCUCAUAUAGAUUUCCGUUUGGAAUAGCAAGCAGUCUGUUCAGUCUUUGGCCAAGCCACGCCACCACGCAAAUCCAGCCUGGCACUUUUGCGUCGAGUUCAGCUUGUUACAACCAAUGCCUGCCGCGAACACCCAGUGGAACCGACGUCACAAACAUCUGCCACAUGAACCCCAUCACUUCCGUUUCAAACGAGUGUCGGAUGAUGGGCGAGAGGUGGUACUUUGACGUGAAAGAUGGGUACUGCCGCAGUUACAUAUCAUGCCCAGUGUAUGGGAACAACUUUGCGGACGAAGAAACCUGUAACGCAGCUUGUCGGCCAAAACACAUUUCUGCGUGCAAGCCACCCAAACAGUAUUCACCCUUCAAGUGGCUUUCUAAACCGUCUGUGACGAUUGCUGACCACCUGCCACCCCGUCAAGCCCGGGCUAGGGCUUUAAGUAACCGUCAAUUUUUUCAAUUAAUUCCAACCCCUUCAGAGGUUUGUCGACUACCACUGGACUACGGCGGCUGUUCAAAGUUUCUCCCUCGUUGGUACUACAACACCGAAAAACGCAGAUGCGAGCAGUUUUCUUAUGGCGGAUGUUUCGGCAAUUCAAAUCGUUUCUUAACUAAGCGUGAAUGUGACAACGCCUGCACGCACAACGACGUUUGCGGACUACCAAAGCCGAAAGAGGCAGAGGAAAACGAGCCUUCCGAACUACGCUACUACUUCAACCAGAAUACAGGAGAAUGCGAGAAGUUCUUUUUUGGUGGGAAGAUACCGCAUGGGAACAAUUUCGCCAACGAAGCAACCUGCCACAGCGUUUGCAUCUCCUCGCCCAGCCUACUGCCUGUUUCUGUAAAAAUAAACAAAAUGGCAACCUCCAUGGAACGCUUAGCUUCCAAGUUCGGUAACGUGGCUAAGCAACCAAUCAUGUCGAGUGGUCACAAGGCCAGCUGUCUGUCUUCACCACAGCUGCUAAAUAUUCUCAAAAACGAAACCAUACAUAACUGUCAUCCUGGAGGAACAGUGACAGAACUGGCCUAUGCCUACGACAGCGGAUCCAAUACCUGCUUCCCAACCAUGAUCUACGUUUGUCUAGACUACCCGAACGAGCCAUACCGCAUUAAAAUGCUGGGUCGGCCGCUCAUUUUUGAGAGUCAGGCUCACUGUGAAAACGAAUGUCAUCGCUCUGAAAGAUGA
Molecule: messenger RNA, 3984 nt
Organism: Mesocestoides corti
Lineage: Eukaryota; Metazoa; Platyhelminthes; Cestoda; Cyclophyllidea; Mesocestoididae
Source: the annotation of a GenBank genome assembly